This is a messenger RNA of Lathyrus sativus (Indian pea), 1842 nucleotides long. The record is from the annotation of a GenBank genome assembly. NCBI's taxonomy places the organism in Eukaryota, Viridiplantae, Streptophyta, Magnoliopsida, Fabales, Fabaceae.
AUGGAGUGGGAUAGCAAUUCGGAUCUUAGCGGUGAUGAAGACGACGCCGUUUCGUCCUCGUCGUUCCUUCUAAACGAUGACGUUGGACCGCUUCCUUUUCCGGUUCUUCAAACGGCACCGUGCGGGUUCGUUGUCACCGACGCGAUCGAUCCGGACCAUCCUAUUAUAUACGUCAACGCCGUUUUUGAGAUGCUUACCGGUUAUCGUGCUGAAGAAGUUCUCGGUCGUAACUGCCGUUUCUUGCAGUGUCGAGGUCCAUUCGCUAAGAGAAGGCAUCCAUUGGUGGACUCAUCAGUAAUUUCAGAAAUUAGAAAAUGUAUUGACGAAGGGGUUGAAUUUCAAGGUGAGUUGCUGAACUUCAGGAAAGAUGGAUCUCCACUUAUGAACAGACUGCGGCUGACACCUAUAUAUGGAGAAGAUGAUGAAAUAACUCAUGUCAUUGGAAUUCAGUUAUUCACAGAGGCAAACAUUGAUCUUGGUCCUGUUCUCGGUUCUACAAUUAAGGAAUCUGUUAAAUCAUCUGCUCGGUUUCAUUCUGUGCUUUCCUCACUGCAACCUCUUCCAGUGGGGGACCGGAAUGUGACCCGUGGAAUUUGUGGGUUAUUUCAAUUGAGUGAUGAGGUAUUGUCUCUCAAGAUACUUGCUCGCUUAACUCCAAGAGAUAUUGCAUCAGUUAGUUCUGUUUGUACGCGAUUGUAUGAAGUAACAAGAAAUGAAGACCUUUGGAGGAUGGUAUGCCAAAAUGCAUGGGGUAGUGAAACUACCCGUGUUUUGGAGACUGUUCCUGGUGCUAGGAGGCUUGGAUGGGGUCGACUAGCAAGGGAACUGACCACUCUUGAAGCAGCAGCAUGGAGGAAACUAACUGUUGGAGGCGGUGUUGAACCGUCACGCUGCAAUUUUAGUGCUUGUGCAGUUGGGAAUAGAGUUGUCCUAUUUGGCGGCGAAGGGGUUAAUAUGCAACCCAUGAAUGACACCUUUGUAUUGGAUCUCAAUUCUAAUAAUCCCGAAUGGCAACAUGUCCAGGUUAGCUCUCCUCCCCCUGGUCGGUGGGGCCAUACACUUUCUUGUGUUAAUGGUUCUCGUUUAGUUGUAUUUGGAGGUUGUGGAACACAGGGUUUGCUCAAUGAUGUCUUUGUUCUGGACUUGGAUGCAACCCCUCCAACUUGGCGUGAAAUUUCGGGAUUGGCACCUCCACUUCCAAGAUCAUGGCACAGCUCUUGUACUCUUGAUGGUACUAAGUUGAUAGUUUCUGGUGGCUGUGCUGAUUCUGGAGUACUUUUGAGCGAUACUUUUCUUCUUGAUAUGUCAAUGGAAAACCCUAUCUGGAGGGAGAUACCAGUGACAUGGACACCACCUUCCCGUCUGGGCCACACAUUAUCUGUUUAUGGUGGUAGGAAAAUUCUGAUGUUUGGGGGUCUGGCCAAGAGUGGUCCCCUGCGUUUCCGGUCAAGUGAUGUGUUCACUAUGGAUUUAAGUGAGGAGGAGCCAUGCUGGAGAUGUGUCACAGGGAGUGGAAUGCCUGGUGCUGGCAAUCCUGGAGGCAUAGCUCCUCCUCCUAGACUUGAUCACGUGGCUGUUAGCCUUCCAGGUGGUAGAAUUUUGAUAUUUGGGGGUUCUGUUGCAGGCCUUCAUUCUGCCUCCCAGCUUUACAUACUUGAUCCAACCGAUGAGAAGCCUACAUGGAGAAUAUUAAAUGUACCUGGGCGCCCUCCAAGAUUUGCUUGGGGACAUAGUACAUGUGUUGUUGGGGGGACAAGAGCUAUUGUUCUGGGUGGUCAAACCGGGGAUGAAUGGAUGCUAAGUGAACUGCAUGAACUUUCCCUAGCAAAUUCUGUCAUCUAG